GAACCAUCCACUGCCUGUGACACGGGAAUGUCCUUCCCUGCCGCCUCGGAUGCUUACGGGUGAUCAUCAGCUAACCAGACCGGUGUGGAGUACAGCUUCAUGGUUGGAUGACUACAGACGGUUCACCAGCGAGCCCUGAGCUGGCUGAUCUCACCACGGACAGAAGGCCUUAUUUUGGGUGAAAGUGAAAGAGAUUAGGGGAGGUGUGGCCUGAAGGCGGUUCGAUUCCUGACAUGUCGAUGAAACAACCAGACGGGAUGUCCAUCGCCCAGGCUUUGGCCAUGACUGUGGCAGAGAUACCAGUCUUUCUCUAUUCCACGUUUGGGCAGUCCAUAUUUUCCCAGCUGAAGCUUUCCCCGAGCCUGAAGAAGGUGCUCUUUGCCACGGCGCUGGGGAGCGUAGCUCUGGCUCUCACUGCCCAUCAGCUGAAACGACGGGGAAGGAAAAGGAAGCAGGCACAAAUAAAAGAGGGCCAGAAAACGGUGGGGAUACCUGAGGCGCUGCUGAAGACUGGGAGACCGUCGUCAUUGAAGAGAGGUACUUUCUCCGGUCGACAGAUGAUGAGUCCCAGCACUCGGAGCAACGACACCAUGAGUGGAAUUUCCUCGCUGGCUCCCAGUAAACAUUCAAGUUCCUCACACAGUCUGGCAUCAACGCGAAUGCCAAGUUCCCCCAAUCAGUCUGUCAAUCCCUCGACCCCCUGGGAGGCAGAGCCCGUGGCGGAAGAGUCCGGGGCGGCAGAAGACGCCAACGCUGAAAAUCUCUACUUAAUGGGGAUGGAGCUGUUUGAAGAAGCCCUGCGGAAAUGGGAGCAGGCGCUGAAUAUCCGCCAUCACACCGGCUCAACAUCCAGUAACAGCAGCCUGGCCCUGCAGGGGGCGGCGUGUGCAGACGUCCCCACGGCUGAAACCCAUAAUAAAGUGUUUGCUGAGAAGUUGGAAACACUGCUGCACCGGGCGUAUCACCUCCAGGAGGACUUCGGCAGCACCAUCCCCACAGACAGCGUGCUGGCGGACUUCGAGAGUGAAGGAACUCUUAUCUUGCCUCAAGUGGAGAGUUUCCAGAGGCUGCAGGACGAUGACGCCACGACGGUCUCGUCCGAUGACUCCUUCUUCUCAGCAGCAGAGCUGUUUGACGCCAUGUCUCUGGAGGAGGUGUACCAGCCUCUGAGGCCCGCGGCUCUCUAUGAAGAAGCCUUGUCUCUGGCCCGGGAGGGCCGGGUGACCUACAGGUCCCUGAGGACCGAACUACUUGAAUGUUACGGUGACCAAGACUUUCUCGCCAAGCUUCACUGCGUCAGACAAGCAUUCCAGGUCCUGCUGCUGGAUGAGACUCACCGAACGUUUUUCAUGGAGACCGGGAAGCAGAUGAUUGCGGGGUUGAUGGUGAAGGCGAACAAGAGUCCGAAAGCCUUCCUGGAGAGCUACGAGGACAUGCUGUUGUACACCCAGCGGGAGGAGACGUGGCCCGUCACCAAGAUGGAGCUGGACGGGCGAGGCGUGGUGUGCAUGAACUUCUUCGACAUCGUGUUGGACUUCAUCCUGAUGGAUGCGUUUGAGGACCUGGAGAGCCCCCCCUCCUCCGUGGUGGCGGUGCUGAGAAACCGCUGGCUGUCGGACAGCUUCAAAGAAACGGCGUUGGCGACGGCUUGCUGGUCAGUCCUGAAGGCGAAACGACGCCUCCUGAUGGUCCCCGAUGGCUUCAUCUCCCACUUCUACGCCAUAUCAGAACACGUGAGCCCCGUUUUAGCGUUUGGCUUUUUGGGGCCGAGGCAGCACCUCAGUGAAGUGUGCACCAUCUUCAAGCAACAAAUCGUGCAGUACCUCAAGGACAUGUUCGACCACGACAAGGUGCGCUUCACCUCGGCUCAGUGCUUGGCCGAGGACAUCCUGAAGCUUUCGCACCGCCGCAGUGAGAUCCUGCUGGGAUACCUGGGAAUCGACAGCCUUCUGGAGCUCAACGGCUCGCUCCCCAGAGAACUGGACGCCUCCUCUGGGACCAAAUAGGACGUGCGAGGCGCAAACGGAGCUUCGCUGGGCUUCGCACGGGCCGACGGCGGAACGGCGGCGCAGCGACUCGACACUCGAUCUGUUCCCUGCGUGGAAACCGGACUUCACGGAGAACCAGAACCAGAAGCAGCAUCAUGCGUUGAUUCAUCUUCGCCCAUUAAACACAUCUACUGUAACAGGAUCUAUAUAUAUAUAUUAUGUGUGUGUGUAUGUGCGCGCAUCAGAUCAGCAGCCACCGGCCGUCGUGCUCAAGAAGGAAACCUCCAGGAUGAUGUAUCAGAAAUGCCAACCGUCGUCGAGGACUCGUCGUCUCCGCCGCCGCCGCCGCCAUGUGACAAGGAUACUUGAAAACAAACGUACCAAACCGAUGAACCGAUGCUCGGAUCCAGACUCCUGCGGAAUAUCAAAGUCUUCAUUAAUGUGUGAGAGUGAAUUCUGAGCGUUUCUAUGUUUUAUAUUAAAGGUCGAAGGUUCGUUUUUAAAGCAGAGACGAUUCCCGAUGUGGGACGGAAAGGCUUCGUCUCAUCAGCUGGUUCAACGUUUCCCCACUUUAUUUAAAGUGAGCAGAUUGAAGUGAGACCAGAGGAGUGUAUUUAGCUGAAAAUAAGACGCAAUCAUUUUAAUCAUAGAAAAGAAACCUAUAUCUAUAACCUGAAACACACUACUCAAAACAGCACUGAAACUGCUGAGUCAACAGUUUUUUUUGUUUUUUUUUUGUUUUGUUUUUUUUGAGGAAAUGUGGAUUCCCACACACUCAGGAUCCAGUCUGACCAGAUUCAAUUGGAUAUAUUUGCUUCAACUGACUCAAGAUGAUCAGUAUAUUAAUUACAGAUGUGACUGAAAUCAUUUCCUUGACUUCUUUUCUUUUUUUUUUGUUUUUGUAAGUGCUCCUUUUUACAGACCGUUGUGAAGUUUUAACUUGAACCAGGCAGGAAAACCAAGUCUUCAAGUUCAGGUUAUGUGCUGCGGAAAAAGUAAACCAAGACCAGAACUAGUAUGAAACCUCACAACCAGAAAGUAAACUAAAUCAGGCUCCUUAAAAUGUAUCAGAAAUUAAUUUUUCCAUCCUAAAUAUAAAAAAGUUUUUGCCUUUUAAACUUUCCCCCCUUUGUAAUGUCCUGAUGAGGUUUUAAUUCUCUGAAUGAAGCCGUUCAUGUGUUCAGUAGGAAGAAUAGGGAAGGGAAUUAAGUGCACUGAUUCUGCUCUGUUGUGUUUUAUUUUAACCUUUAUUUUGUUCAUACUGUGAAGCGAAUGGCGCAGAAAGAUGCUGUGUGGUGAUAAAACUGACUUCAUGAGAUGAUUAUUCUGAAUGGCAUUGGAAACACAGGAUGUAAGUGUUGAAAUAAUUUUUAUUUUAUUAUUUUUUUGAUUUUAUGAUUUUAAUAAGUUAUUGUUUCCACACACGUUUGUCUUUGUGGCGUUGAUGAUCUUGAAGUCGUAGCACCAUGCCUCUUAAAUUAAUUUCUUGUUCUGUUGCGGUCUGCGUGCGGAAGAGUCGGUCUCGUCACAUCGUUUCUCUUCUCACACAUCAGCCACGGCUCCAGCUACACACUUGAUUUCUGAUCAAAUAUGCAGCUUUUUGUUGUUGAAGCAUUUUUGCACUUUAGCAGGAAGAAGAUACAGGAAUGUCCAACGAAUCCCUUUUUAACGCUCACGUUCACAUGUAAAACAGAUUAUUUAUUGAUCAUAUAUUAUUGAUAAUAUAGAAGUUAAAUGCUGUACAGUAGAGAAUUUAUCUUCUGAGGAAAAACUAAACUGCAGAAAUGAUUUAUUCUGGUUACUCUCA
Molecule: messenger RNA, 3795 nt
Organism: Salarias fasciatus (jewelled blenny)
Lineage: Eukaryota; Metazoa; Chordata; Actinopteri; Blenniiformes; Blenniidae
Product: mitoguardin 2-like
Exons: 16
Coding region: 234-2006 (590 amino acids)
Biological process (GO): mitochondrial fusion
Source: RefSeq, a predicted model, not a curated record